AUGACCAAUAAUACGGAUUUCUUAGGUCGGGCGAUCGAUGCCGUGAAAAAGGCCAUCGAGCUCGACAAUGGGGGCGAGUACGAGAAGGCGUAUCAAGGCUACUACUCCGCACUGGAGCUGUUCAUGCUGGCCUUGAAAUGGGAGAAAAACCCUAGGUCCAAGGAGAUGAUUCGCGCAAAGACGGCCGAGUAUAUGGAUCGAGCAGAGAAACUUAAAAACCACCUGGCUCAGAGUGAAGACAAAAAGAAACCGAGCGCUAUAGGCGCCAACGGCAAGGUGGCGCAAGGAAGUGGGAAGGGAAAGGAGGACGACGAUAAUGAAGAUGCCGAUGCGAAGAAGUUACGAUCGGCCCUCGCUGGCGCUAUCUUGUCGGACAAACCGAACGUGAAAUGGGAGGAUGUUGCAGGUCUCGAAAGCGCCAAGGAGGCUUUAAAGGAGGCUGUUAUCUUGCCUAUCAAGUUUCCGCACCUAUUCACUGGGAAACGGCAGCCUUGGAAGGGUAUUCUGCUAUACGGACCUCCGGGUACCGGAAAGUCAUAUCUGGCAAAAGCCGUGGCGACGGAAGCAAACAGCACGUUCUUCAGUGUCAGUAGCAGUGACUUGGUUUCUAAAUGGAUGGGUGAGAGUGAAAGACUUGUCAAGCAGCUCUUCAACAUGGCCCGCGAAAACAAGCCAGCGAUCAUCUUCAUUGACGAGGUAGAUGCCCUUUGUGGACCCCGCGGUGAAGGAGAAUCAGAGGCAUCUCGCCGUAUCAAGACCGAACUUCUUGUACAAAUGGACGGUGUCGGCAAAGAUUCGCGAGGAGUGCUGAUCUUAGGCGCUACAAACAUUCCUUGGCAGCUAGACGCAGCGAUUCGACGCAGAUUCCAGCGAAGAGUACACAUCAGUCUUCCCGAUAUUAACGCCCGGAUGAAGAUGUUCAUGCUCGCCGUCGGCCAAACGCCGUGCCAAAUGACGCAGGCCGACUACCGGACCUUGGCCGAGAUGAGCGAGGGCUAUUCUGGUAGCGAUAUCAGCAUCGCUGUCCAAGAUGCACUUAUGCAGCCCAUUCGUAAAAUCCAGACAGCGACACAUUACAAGAAGGUUAUGGUCGAUGGCGCAGAGAAAUUGACUCCGUGCUCGCCCGGCGAUAGCGGUGCGAUGGAGAUGUCAUGGGUGAACAUUGAAGCCGACCAACUCCUUGAGCCACCCCUUAUGUUGAAGGACUUUAUCAAAGCUGUGCGCAAUUCAAGACCAACAGUCAGCCAGGAAGAUCUCCAAAAGAACGCGGAAUGGACCAAAGAAUUCGGCAGUGAGGGAGCUUGA
Messenger RNA from Aspergillus pseudoviridinutans, 1305 nucleotides. Its product is annotated as AAA family ATPase VPS4. Bases 1 to 1305 code for a protein of 434 amino acids. Gene Ontology annotation, biological process: endosomal transport; vacuole organization. The record is from RefSeq and is a predicted model, not a curated record. The transcript is spliced from 4 exons. Lineage: Eukaryota; Fungi; Ascomycota; Eurotiomycetes; Eurotiales; Aspergillaceae. Gene Ontology annotation, molecular function: ATP hydrolysis activity; ATP binding.